AUGGAACAUAAUUCAGAUGAUAAAAUGUAUGUUCUUGAUCAUAAAUAAAAUGACAAAUAUCCUCUCACCAACUAAAUUUCUUAAGAUUUCUAAGAUGAUUCUCAUACCUAUCGUAUAAUUCGAUUAGGUAAAGAAUCUGUAAAAAUCAUGCAGGAUUUGAAUUGGGAAAGUAACAUAUUUUUAAUAAUAUUAUUUUAGAAAGAUUACUCAAAGAAAGAGAAUGGAGAAAACUCAAAGUAUGUUAAAGUCGUGGAUGGUUACAUUAUGCUAUUCUUGAAAAAGAACCAUACGUUUUGUUAUUCAAAAGAAAAAUCACCAAAAAUAAAAGAUAAUGA
Paramecium sonneborni is the source of this 335-nucleotide messenger RNA. Lineage: Eukaryota; Ciliophora; Oligohymenophorea; Peniculida; Parameciidae. The record is from the annotation of a GenBank genome assembly.